Plectropomus leopardus (leopard coralgrouper) is the source of this 1114-nucleotide messenger RNA. RefSeq names its product N-acetyltransferase 8B. Gene Ontology annotation, molecular function: N-acetyltransferase activity. Lineage: Eukaryota; Metazoa; Chordata; Actinopteri; Perciformes; Serranidae. The record is from RefSeq and is a predicted model, not a curated record.
AUGGCCCAGAAAAAUAACUUUCAGUUCUCCAUCAGGGAAUAUAGACCCUCAGACGAACAUGUGGUCAUGUCGCUCUUCCGUGACGGGAUACUGGAACAUGUAUACCCGGCUUUCUUCAAGGCCUUGAGCCACCCAGACCAUGUUGGCAUUGCUCUGAGCAUUUCCAUGGCUGGCUAUGUGCUGGGAGGCAGCUCCUACUUCCAAGCUUUACUCUUUGGCAGUGCAUGGGCUGGCCUCCUUUAUUACUGCUGCCACGAGAUCUACGAAGGCUACAUGUUGAGGAGGCUGGGCACAGAUAUGGCUGACAUUCCAGCCAGCUACCUGGAAAACCCUGAUAACGGUUUCUGGGUGGCGGAGGCGGACGUCAACGGCGAGUCAAAGGUAGUGGGAAUAGUGGCGGUGACUGGGAAGAGUGGAGGGGAGGAAGGUGAAAGGUUUGAUGACAGGAACGGAGGAGCGAUGGGAGGAGGCACAGAGUUCGCCCAAGAUGCUGGUGAUGGGAGUUACGGCGAGAUUUCCCACAUGGUUGUGGCGUUUCAGUGGCGCCACAAAAAACUGGGUUCGCAGCUGAUGAGGAAGGCACUUGAUUUCUGCAAAGAGCAAGGAUACACCCGCCUCGUCCUGGACAUCAGCUCGCCACAGACGACGGCCAUUUCCCUGUACCAGAAAUUCGGCUUUGUUCAGACCGCAUCCCACAAUAACACGCACGCUAACCGCUGGUUCUCCAAACUGGCCAGAAUAAAUGUGAUGCGAAUGGAGAAGUUCAUUUGAUGGACUUUAGACCUCAGCACCUGAAACAACCUCAACUGUACAUUAAGAAUGAGGCAGUCAUCCUCCAAAGUAAGACCACAUAGGUCGUUCUUACAAGCGGAAAUAAAAAUCCGUAUUUAAAAUUUUUGUCCGGCAGCAACCUUGAGUUGUGGUAUUAAUUAUUACAGGCAACACAUUCUCAUCCAAACACGUCAAAUAUCCCCCCUUGGUCAGUGCCGUUCAGGACUACAUAUAACGAGCUGGGUAUUCCCUUAUGAUUGUUUUUCAUGUUCCAGGACAGCGUGUCAGUUAAAUGCACUGCGUCACUGAAAAUGUACAGCUUCUGCUCGUUAAAUGCAUAUAG